ACGUCUAAGGUCCAUAUUAAAUUAAAUCAAAGUUUGUUUUUAAGCAUUUUUGGGUAAAUUCACAUUCAGUGAAACUUGAUAUUGAUGUGAUUUUACGAAGAGAAAAGGAAGAAAAUCGUUUUUCGAGUUCAGGGAGACAUAAACUAAAGUUAUUAGUAUUUUAUAUCUUCGACAAUCUUCAAUUUAUACUAUUACAUUAAUCUAGAAAGUGUCUAGUAAGUUCUAAAGAUUUAUAUAGAAAUUUUGCUCACUGAAUCUUUGUUAAAAUGUCGUUACAGUGGACAUUUAUUGCUGGUUAUCUAUACUUUGAAAUUGCUGUUGUCAUCAUUAUGAUACUACCGAUAUUUAGUCCUCGGCGAUGGCAUCAGUUUUUCAGGUCACGUCUUUUCGCAAUGUUCCAACAGCAUGCCGCAUUGUACUUCUAUGCAUUUCUAGGCGUUUUGACUUUGUUUUUAAUGGACGCCAUCAGAGAAAUGAGAAAAUAUUCAAAUUCGGAGCCAUUACCUUCCCAUUUAUCAACAGAAAUGAAGGGUCAUGUCAAGCUGUUCCGUGCUCAACGAAACUUUUACAUCACGAGUUUUGCUAUAUUUCUAGCAUUUGUGAUCAAACGUCUUGUAACAAUGUUGAUUAUUCAAUAUGAGCUUGAACUUAAGGCAGAACAAAUAAUCAAACAAGCUGAAGAUACUGUGAAUCAAGCUAAAAAGGCUAUGCUUGAUAACGAUAUGCAAGUAGCAGAGUCUCAGAAUUAUAAAGAAUUGAAAAAUGUACUGGAAGUUACUGAGAAUUUGUUGGAAGAAGAGAAACUGAAAACAAAAGAAUUGGAAGAAGAGGCAACAAAAUGGCGACUCAAAUAUGAGAAGUUAGAGAGUAUUACAAGUGGAAAAGGUGAUGAGUAAAGUACUGUCAUAAGAUUUAAUACAUUAUCAUAUGAAAUAUUCCAAGAGAUGCUGCAUAAUAUGUUAUCAAAAAAUGCUUUAAAUAAAACAUGAUUACAUAAAGUAACAAUUUGAGAUUAACACAUAAUAUAUUGACUUCCAGAACAUUUUAUAUUUUCUUCUAUGUAAAAACUAAUCUUUUAUAUAGAAUAAAAAAUU
This is a messenger RNA of Papilio xuthus (Asian swallowtail), 1094 nucleotides long. RefSeq names its product B-cell receptor-associated protein 31. NCBI's taxonomy places the organism in Eukaryota, Metazoa, Arthropoda, Insecta, Lepidoptera, Papilionidae. Gene Ontology annotation, biological process: intracellular protein transport; endoplasmic reticulum to Golgi vesicle-mediated transport. Gene Ontology annotation, cellular component: endoplasmic reticulum; endoplasmic reticulum membrane. The transcript has a single exon. The record is from RefSeq and is a predicted model, not a curated record. Bases 267 to 896 code for a protein of 209 amino acids.